GAAGAAACCCGCAAAAUUUCUUUCCAACCCUACCCCCAUCUCAUCUGCAAGCCCUAACUAUCUUCAUCACCUCCUUUCUAGAUCUCGAAGCGUAACACGCAUGGGCUCCAGAAGGGGUGCGGAAAAUGAUGGCGCUAGCCCUGGGAAAAUCUUCAUCGGAGGCUUAGCCAAGGACACUACUUUAGGUGGGUUUUGUGGAAGUUUUGAUUUUGAGCACUUUUGAUAACUCUUGGUGUUUUGGUUCACAGGUUUGAUCGAUGAUUGAUGUUUGAUUUUGUGUGAGCUGGCUUUCAGAGCAAUUCACCAAGUACUUUGAGAGGUAUGGGGAGAUAACGGACUAUGUUAUUAUGAAGGAUCGUCACACCGGCAGGCCUCGUGGGUUCGGGUUCAUCACAUUUGCGGAUCCUUCUGUUGUGGACACUGUUAUGCAAGAGGACCAUGUUAUUAAUGGCAAACAGGUUGAGAUCAAAAGAACUAUCCCAAAAGGUGCUUCACAGUCGAGUGACAUUAAGACAAGGAAAAUAUUUGUUGGUGGAAUUCCAACAACAAUGACAGAAGAUGAGUUCAAGGACUUAUUCUCAAAAUAUGGAAAGGUGGUGGAACAUGAGGUAAUACGUGAUCAUGCCACAAAGCGCUCUCGGGGAUUUGGUUUCAUUGUUUUUGACAGUGAAAAAGUUGUUGAUAAUCUGCUGGCAGAAGGAAACAUGAUAGAUAUACAAGGCACUCAGGUGAGUUUUGUGGAAUGGUUGCAUUUAAAAGCAGUUGCAGGCAGAUAUGUAUCUGCUUUUUAUGAGGCAGCAGUUCAGUAUUGCGUAUUAGUAUGUUUAGAUGAUGGAAGCAACCAAUUUAAAUAUUCUUCUCAGUUGAAUAUUAUCAUGUAUUUCUGUUGGAUUUCAGGGUUCUAUAAUAGUUUAGUUUUCAUUUUAGCUGAAUUCAUUGCAGAAUUAUUGGUUGAAAUCAAGAAGGCUGAACCAAGAAAACCGUCAAACCCAGCCCCUGGCCCUGCAUAUGGUAGUGAAUCUAGAGGGCAUCCAUACAAUGAUGGAUUUGGUGGAUUUGGUGAUUUUGGUGGUUUUGGUGGUGGUAGUGGUGGUUUUGGUCCUUCUCCUUAUAGGACUUUUGGCAGCUUUGGCAGUAGGUUUGGUGAUUACGGUGGAUAUGGUGGCGGUGCUGAUUUUGGUGGUAGUUAUGGGGGCUUUGGUGGUGCUGGUGGUUUCUCUGGUUAUCGUGGAGAGUCCUCAUUUGGCUAUUCUAGCCGCUUUGGUUCUUAUGCUGGUGGGCUUGGUGGGGGUGGUUUAGGUGCUUAUGGGCGUGGAGGUGGAGGUUAUGGGGGUUAUGGUGGUUCAGGCCCUGGUGGUGGUUAUGACUCUGGCCCUGGUGCUGGUUUUAGUGGACCAGGUGGAUUGUAUGGUAGUAGGGGAGGAUAUGGAGGCAGUAGUCGCUACCAUCCUUAUGCAAGGUAGAACAAGUUUCCCAUAGAAGUUGCCCGCAGGUUUCUUCUUUUCAGCAUUACAUCUCGUCGUUCGAUAGUCACACUUACUGCAAGUAGGCAUACUCUAGAAGAUCAGAGGAACCUAUAGUUUGCGAGCCCUCACUCUUUUGCCUAGACAACCAAAGUUAGAGCUGCAUCAAUCUAGAACUUCUCGUUAAAGAUCUACAUUGGAUUCUAGUUGAAGCAUACAUCUUGUGGUUUACAUUUAAAUAAUUGUCAGUUUGUUGUAGUUAAGACUUCUAUUUUGUUUUGAGAUUGGAUAGAAUCACAUUUUAGGUGUGGAUGUAACAUUUAGGUUAUAAGACUAGACAAUUUUUGAUACAGGGCAUUUACUCUUCUUUAACUAUAUAACUUCUAGUCAUCCUUUGGAUGCAUAUUUUGAGAGCUAAGUAGGUCUUACAGGCUGCAGUUGAACUCAUGUGAUUCUGUAUAUAGCUAUACAGGGAGCAAAACCUUUGCUUAGCCUGCUAGCCUUUUACCAUAGAUGACUGGAAAUUUUGGUAGUUUGGGCAAAUUUUGCAUGUAGCCCCUCACGUUAACAAGUUUGAA
Messenger RNA from Rubroshorea leprosula, 2041 nucleotides. Lineage: Eukaryota; Viridiplantae; Streptophyta; Magnoliopsida; Malvales; Dipterocarpaceae. The record is from the annotation of a GenBank genome assembly.